Messenger RNA from Spirodela intermedia, 6555 nucleotides. The record is from the annotation of a GenBank genome assembly. Lineage: Eukaryota; Viridiplantae; Streptophyta; Magnoliopsida; Alismatales; Araceae.
AUGAAGUCGUCGUGGGGAUGGUGGUGGUGGUGGUGGUGGCCGCCGUUCCAGCUUCCCCUCUUCUUCCUCGUCUCGAUCUUCGCUACUUUGCUCCUCUCCAGAUCGGAAUCUUUCAAAGUUCCGGGGGACUUGGGCGCCGUCGGCCCGCCGGCCCUGAGAGCUCUCCCCCACGGAGAGGGCUCGAAAGGCCCUUCGCGAUUGGGUGAGGGCUCCGGGAGAGGGAUCGUCCCCUCGAUCUUGAACGAGUGAGUACGCCCCGCCGAGCUACCUCGACGUUCUUCCCGUUUCUGACUCAAUCAGUUUUGCUUUCCCGUUCGAGAAGGAGGAUGAAUCUAUGUGAUGUCUCCUUGUCAUCCACUGAUAAACGCGCAUUUUCCGUUAGCGACUGAAUGGUACAAUCUGAUGGACGAGAAUUUUUCGAAGCUGAAAAUCGAUGCCCUUCUAGUGAUUUCCUGCAAGUAAUGAAUCUCCACACUGUUUCUCGAUUGGAUCUCUGCCGCCCUCAAGCGAUUUCGAGGUGUGGUUCUUGGUUGGGCACUCUUAAUAUGCUAAUGCUGAGAAAAUGUGGUCAGUCGUAGCGUUGCUCAGCAGCAAAUCAUUACAUUCGAUCUCAAUCUUUGCCCUGAACAUUAUGCGACCAUGCGGUGAUUACUCCUUCCUCGGAUGCUUUGCCCCAUUCUCGUCCAAAAUCUUUCUGCUCAAAUGACUUCUCAGCCGAAAAUGCAGCACAAAUUUAUGUUCUCACAGUUUGAAAAAAGCUUCAAUGGUUCAUUUUAUGUUGGCUCUCGGCAGUGGCAAGAUGUCAUCUUGGCAGAGCCACAAAGUAUCUGAUUCUUCACCCGAUUUGUCUCUUAUCUAGCAAUAAUAUUGGAAGUGGCCCACCCAAAAUGCCUAAUGUUAUGAUCGAGCUGCAUACAUAGUGAAUGAUUUUCUUCUCUGUUUCUAACAUCAUUCGUGUUUUUUUUUUUUUUUUUUUUUUUUGCUAGAACAGUAAGCAUGACACUGCAGUUAUUGCUCUCUCAGAUGGCACAAUUUACUUGGUCAACAGCAAUUCCGGAAAAGUUUAUGGUUCCUUUUCAUCUGGGUCUCCACUUAUGAUGUCAUAUCAGGCCUUCUCUGACCGUAGUACGGCCACCAAUUCUGAUUAUAAACAUAGUGAGGUUGAAGAUUCCGCUUUCUCAAGGGACAACAACUACUUCAUCUCUUGUGGAGAUGACUGGAACCUGUAUGAACACACUGCUGAAUUUGGCAAAAGGGUACGUCCGUCAGUCUCUACCUUGGAACAAACUUUUUUUCUCUCUCUCAGUGUCCCAUGUAAUUAUUUUCUUGCAUUCCUUGUCUCAGAGAAUUGAGAUGACAGUAGAAGACUAUGUCAAGAGCACCCCAAGAAUAUCAUUAGAUGGAGGAGUCACCCUCGGAUCUAAGAGGUCAACUGUGUUUCUUGUUGAUGCCAAGAACGGGAAGGUAAUUACUUCUCAUUGGCCUGAUGAGAUUCAGCAAGCAGAGGGAAUUGGGAGUCAGGGAGGCGAGUUGGUAUUGACCAAGCUGCUAAAUCGUGACUGGGUAGAGUUAAGUCCCGCAGCUAUACCACCUGUGCUUAUUACGAGGACUGAUUAUGUUUUGAACCAUUUCAUGACUUCGGACAAACUGUUAUGGGGGUUGACAGUUUCUAUGGUUAAGGCAUAUUCAUGUCAAAGAGUCAGGGAUGGACUUGGAUCUGAGCAUGGAGGGGGCGGGGAGCAGUGCAACAUCUGGAUUCCUGUGCACCAGAUCAAUGGUUUGGACCCGGUUAAAAAUGGCUUGGUCUCUAUUCCAAAAGCCUCCUCACGCAAGAACCCUAAGCUACUAGCUUUAGCUGCUCCACCAACAGGCCACAAUGCAGGUCAUGAUAUUGUGCAUAGUGAUCUCUUUUCAGGAUCACGGCAGGUUGAAGAAAAUCCUCACACAUCCCUUAGUCUUUUAGAUGGCAGCCGAAUGUCUUCCUCUUUAUCAGUAGAACAGCAUGAAGGGAACAACAGCUCGCUUCGGACAAAUGUUCGUCAAACUGUUUCUGAAAUCAAGUCUCAAGUUGUGAACAUAUUUGUUUCAUGGUAUCUCAUCCUACUCUCGUUAGUGAUGCCCAUAGUCUAUUAUGUAAAGGUGGGAAUCCAAGGUAAAUCUGUCAGGCCAGCUAGUGGUUUGAUUGAGAGGAGAUCAGUGGUCACCAGGAGGAGAAAAGCUAGGAAGAUUGGAAAAAAUAAUGGGCCAAUUGCUGGCACUCUGACUGAUAAGGAGCUUGCAGAUGAGGGGCUUACAAUCGAAAAGAAAAAUGAAGAUGAACUGAUGAGUUAUAUAAGAUUUGGUGAGACUGGCGAUGGGAAGUGGAUCGGUAAGCUAUUUCUGUCAAAGACAGAAAUAGCCAAGGGCAGUAAUGGCACAGUUAUUCUUGAAGGAGUAUAUGCUGGGCGUCCGGUGGCCGUUAAACGUCUUGUUCAGACUCAUCAUGAAGUUGCGUUCAAAGAGAUUCAGAACCUUAUUGCCUCUGAUCAACAUCCCAAUAUUAUUCGAUGGUUUGGAGUAGAACAUGAUCUGGACUUCAUUUAUCUUUCGCUUGAACGCUGUACCUGCAGCUUAAAUGAUCUGAUUCAGUCAUAUUCAGAUUCUCCUGUUUCUCCAGCUCUGACGCAAGGUAGUGAAAAUGAGUACAAAGUUUGGUUGGACCUUGUGAACAGACUCGAUAAGGGCGUUGAGCUCUGGAAACCGAAUGGAUGUCCAUCAUCUCAGCUGCUAAAGCUAAUGAGGUUAGUAGAAAUCUAUUACUCUAUUUAUGCAUUUUGUAAGCUGUCUAUGGGGUUUCACAGGCUUGCUUAUAAUCUACAUCUCUCAAUGGCCAUUCCUCUGUUUUUAGGAGUAUAAGGAGUUAAAAAAUCAUUUUUUUAGCAAAUUAUGAAGGCAUUCCUUUCAAUACAUUGAUAAAUAUGGCCUUUUAUCUCAACCAUACUUGAAUGGUCCAGGAACUCAGUGUUACCCUGGUACGUGUAUCAAACUUUCAGCUUAUAACCUUGCGGAGGAAAACUAGGCAUGAAAUGAGCAGCCAGCAACAUGGUUUCAUUUGUUCAUGCUAAUGAUGUUAAAAUGAUUUUUUUUACUUAGCGGCAACCUUAAGUUCUAUUGUUGAAAGUUCUUCCACUGAAGAAUAUCCACUUCCCUUCCCUGGCCAAGUUUGAUAAAAGGGAAAGAAAUACCAUUCAUGUGACCCAUCAAGAAAAUGGUGUAGUUAGUUUGGGUGAUCAGGUCCUGAGAUAAUCUUCAGGUACUUUUUCUCUUUCUCUCCUGUUUCUCACCCCCAAGACUCCCGAGGCUUUCUGUUACUCUUUUCAGCCUUUCAUCCCUCUUGCUGACAUAAACGAUGCACAAUCUGCUAGAAAUGUAGGUCGUGCCUCUGGAUAACAUACCUCGAGAUGGAUCCAUGAUGUGCCAAAUGUAAUCAUCUGAUUGGACACCGCAAAUUUACUAUAAGCUUCAUGGUCUGCUACAAAUUUACUGGAUAUGCCACUCUUGUGGUCUAAGAUGCGACAGAUUUGCCAUUUGAUAUAAAAGCAGUCAACGAUGCCUGUUUGGUGGCGUAUUGCUUGAGUGUGAUGGAUUAUGGCCAUUCUGAAUGAAAGCCUGCCAUUAAUCCUCUGUUCUGUGGAACUCAUGGAUGUCAGGUUCAACGUGUUCUUGAGAAAAAUCUCUCCACUUUUUGUAGAGACUUCUUGUGUAGUUGUAAAGGGUUGAGAUCAGAUCAGAUCUCCAGUACACCAACAGGAUCGUCGCCCAUCUCACAAGCGCCACAUUUUCAGUAUGGAACCCAGAUAGAUGGAAAUCUGUUUCCCUCCCAAAUUUCCUUUGAAGAUUUAUCGUUCUUAGAAUUGACAUGGUCCGGAAAAAAAAUAAAUGUAUAAUCUGAAGAAGGGAUUACUUGAAUUGGGCAAUCUCUCAAUCAAGCCAUUUGCUUUCCCUUUGAAUUUUUGCAUGGUUUUUUAGUGGAAUUGGGGGACAAAGUUUCCUAAAAUAUGUUAUUUAGUUAUUCUAUCUGGAAUCAUAUAUAUUAAGAAAAAUACCCACUAUUGGUGCACUCAAAGCCAAUGGUUUUGAGUCGGAUGGCCCGACAACUAUAUCAUGGUAUUAGAGCCGAUUGGUUUUCUUGGCCUGAAGUUAGCAAGCACAUGAGGGGGCGAGUUAAACAUAGUCCCAUAUUUUAUAAGAUAGCUCGCAAGUUAGUACACAAAUAAACCUGUGAUUCCAAAGAUAAUCUACAUUCAAAGUUAAUUAGCUUUGAAUUCAAUGGCCCAAUUGAUAUUUGUAAGUCAAACUAGAGUCAAGUGAGAUUUCAUAUUGUAACAGUGCCUGAAUGGUUCUCUACUGAUGCUACAACUUCCUGACUAGAUAACAUCAAGCUCAGUUCUUGAAGCAUGGCUCUUCAUGGAUUUACUCUUUCUUUUUCCAAUAAAAGAAUUCCAGCAAUAUGUAAUCCUCCACUGCUUUCUUUUAUAAGAUACCAAAACGGUUCAAAGUUCAGUCAUGUUCCUUGUGUUCUCUCCGUUUUGUAAUGUAAUGCAGUCAUUGUGAGUUGCCCUUCUUUGAAAGAAGGAAUUAAAGUUCUCUCUCCUUUAAAUCAUUUACGCAGAAAUAAUUGAUAUCAUUUCAAUUCCCUUUUCAUGCUGAAAGAUAAUUUCUGCCGUCAACUCGAUGUGCUUUAAAAGGUCUGAUUCUGGUCUAGUGUGAUGAGGGUGACUGCUGUUACUAUGUGCAAGAAAACGGCGUGCAUGCCAUCCAGGAAGCAUUAAAUGCAAAUAAUUGAGUGAGCAAGGCGUGGAAUUUUGAGAGACAUGGAACUUUCAGUUGCUGGUUUUUGCUUAUCUUUUGCUUGCUUUAUGCUAAUGACUCUUAUCACCCACUGCCCGCACAUCAAACACCCUUGAAUUGCCCCAAUCAGUGUUGUAACCCCAUCUCCCCAAAGAAAGGCAUGCCAUUAGCAGACUGUUCUUCCCAGAAGUGAUUUUCGCAUCUAAAGCUGAUUAGGGCAAUUUUUUUGGUCAUGUAAAGGAGCAAAAUAGCCGGAAUUUCCCUGAUUAGUAUAUUUCUAACCCCCCCCUCCCAGAAAAAAAGAAAAGAAAAGAAAAGGCUAUGUUAUGAUCAGAAUGAACUUCCAAAAGUCUCAUCAAACUCAUCAUUUCAGCUGGGGUUUCUUGCAUUCUCAUCUUGAGUGGCCCACAUCAGGCUCUUUAAACAUGAUUAGGUCAAAGCUAUUUUCCCCAAGAUCCCCUAAUUGCAUUGCCUAAACUGAUGCAGAGAUGUGGUUUCCGGGCUUGCCCAUCUCCAUGAGCUCGGCAUCAUACAUCGCGACAUCAAGCCGCAGAAUGUGUUGAUCUGUGCCGACCGGUCCCUCACCGCCAAGAUUUCAGACAUGGGCAUCAGCAAACACUUACCCGACAACAUGUCCUCUCUAGGGCACCAUUCUACCGGUGAGAACCCUCUCAAUCUCAUCAAUUUUCUUCCACCCAGGACUCUUUAACUCUGUGAGCAGACGGUCUCAUGAAGCUUGUUGCUUCCAUAUCCAUGCAGGGAGUGGAAGCUCUGGUUGGCAAGCUCCUGAACAGCUCCUCAAUGGGCGUCAAACCAGGGCAGUCGAUCUAUUCAGCCUGGGCUGCGUCCUCUUCUUCUGCAUCACCAAGGGAAGGCACCCAUUUGGCAGCCAUUUUGAACGCGACUCAAAUAUCGUCAAAAAUAAUGUGGACCUCUUCUUGGUGGAGCACAACCCAGAGGCAGUCCACCUGUUCUCCCUCCUGUUGAGCCCUCACCCGGAGAAGAGGUGGGUAGAAUCUCACUCUUCUCCUCCUAAGUUUUGCCCCAAUUUCAGCAGAUAAUUUAGUCAAUGAAACUCACCCUAAAUCUGCUCAUUAUCAGGCCAAAGGCAGUGGAAGUGUUGCACCACCCCUUCUUCUGGAGCUGUGAAGAGAGGCUCUCAUUUCUAAGGGACGCCAGCGAUCGGGUGGAACUGGAGGACAGGGAGAAGGAGUCCGAGCUGUUGGAGGCACUGGAAAGCAGCCAAGUGGCAGCAUUUGGGGGCAAGUGGGGGGACAAGCUAGAUGCUCCCCUAAUCGCAGAUAUGGGCCGUUACAGAAGAUACAGGUUUGACUGCGUCCGUGAUCUACUUCGGGUCAUUAGGAACAAGCUGAAUCAUUACAGGGAGCUCCCAAGAGAUCUACAGGUAUAAAAAUAAGUAACCCCAUUGAAUUGGAUCAAGCCCUGUCCCUUGUUUCUCUGCAUCUUGAUCUUCUCAGCUAGGGUUUCUAUUUUGUCCAAAAUUGGGGAAAGAGAAUCCUAAAAAUUUUGAUAUCCCACUUUGAAUCUGGCAUGGUUUUUCUCUAUUUGUUGCAGGAACUCCUUGGAUCGGUCCCCGAAGGAUUCGACUAUUACUUCAAGGCCCGAUUCCCCUCUCUCUUAAUCGAAGUGUACAAGGUUAUGCACAGACACUGCCAGGAUGAUCCUUCCUUCCAAAAAUAUUUUACAAGCAGCGGGAUCUCCUAG